AUGCUACUUGCAAUCCGAAAUCUAUCCCGAUUUGUUUGGGUAAAUGUUCCAAAUAUGAAUAAAAAUGAAAUAGACUCCGAAAAAUUUGCCAUUCUUGAUCUUUUGGCAGGAUUCGCACUUGCUACCAAACAUUAUCUUCGAGAAGAAGAUGGUACAGAUGCUAUAAAGGUCAGUUUAGAUAUGAGACCAUUAGAGACUAAAGAAGGUGCAGAUAGUAAAUCUAGACUCAACAAAAUUUUAAAGCUUCUCCUAACAUAUAGAUCAAAGUCAUCACCGGAUAGAGGGCUGAACGAGCCUGAAAAGGUUGUUAAUUAUAAUUUGCCACUUGAGAUCACUUUGUACUUGAAUCAUUACAUCAGUCAAUUGAAAAGAAGGGUGAACGAAGACUUAAGACCAGAUGAUCCAUCGAUCACUCAAAUGUACGCAAACGUAAGCAUACUUGUAGACUGCUUAACAAACUUAGAGAGAGUUCUUAGAUCUCCAAUUCCUUUUGCAUACGCAGUUCACCUUUCACAAACAACUUGCAUAUUUUGUUUGUCUCUUCCAUUCCAAUUAGUUGGAGACCUUGAAUGGGUUACUGUGCCUAUAGUAUUUUUAGCUUCAGUCAUCUUACUAGGAGUCGAAGAGAUUGCAAAUGAGAUUGAAAAUCCAUUUGGUACAGAUCCGAAUGAUUUAAAACUUGACCAAUUCUGCGAACUUCUUGGUAUGGAGUUAGACUUUGUUAGGUCACAUAAUAAAAUAAAAAGUCAGUGGGAAGAAACAGCUAAGAGAGCAAAGACUUCAGAAUUUAAUGAAUCGAAUGAAUUAGAUAUUAAAAAAGAAUCUAAGGGGGAAAUUUCUGUCGUAACGGAGAAGUAA
Messenger RNA from Dentiscutata erythropus, 858 nucleotides. NCBI's taxonomy places the organism in Eukaryota, Fungi, Glomeromycota, Glomeromycetes, Diversisporales, Gigasporaceae. The record is from the annotation of a GenBank genome assembly.